AUGUCAUCUUCCUCCUCUUCAAGAAUUCUAACCCUAAAGACCUCAGACGGCGAGACCUUCCAUGUCGACGAGGGAGCAGCGACUAAGCUCGGGUUCUUCAAGAACAUGGUGGAGGACGGCUGCGCCGACAGCGCAAUAACCGUCCCUCUGGUGGACAACAGAACCAUGGCCACGAUGCUGGAGUGGUGCAAGAAGCACGCUGACGGGACGGCGACGAGCGACGAGCUCAAGGCUUGGGACGCCGAGCUCGUGAAGGACAUGGACCAAGCCGUUCUCUACCGUCUCUUGAUGGCGGCAGAUUAUCUCAACGGGACUGAGUUGGUGGAGCUCUUGACUCAGAAGGUGGCUGACAUGAUCAAGGGAAAUAAGGCCGAGCAGAUUCGUGAAAUCUUUCGAAUUAAGAAUGAUUUUUCGCCUGAGCAAGAGGAAGAGAUCCGCAGGAAGAAUGCUUGGGCCUUUUAUUAG
Molecule: messenger RNA, 465 nt
Organism: Morus notabilis
Lineage: Eukaryota; Viridiplantae; Streptophyta; Magnoliopsida; Rosales; Moraceae
Product: SKP1-like protein 1A
Exons: 1
Coding region: 1-465 (154 amino acids)
Biological process (GO): SCF-dependent proteasomal ubiquitin-dependent protein catabolic process
Cellular component (GO): cytoplasm; nucleus
Molecular function (GO): cullin family protein binding
Source: RefSeq, a predicted model, not a curated record